UAAGCUAUAGUAUUAGUGCCCGAAAAAAUACAAAUGAUAAAAACUUAUCCUAUUAUCAAUGCUUCGAUGUUUUAUUUUAUGACAAAAUAAUUAAGUAUAAAUGUGUAUUCAAAAAUAUACUUAAUGAUAUUGUACUAGUUUGUUUUUAUAAAUCUUAACAGUUAGUGAUAUGUGCAUUAGGUGUAAAGUAUUGAUAGUUGUGUAUGUGAUAACCUCCAUCAGUUCCCAACCGGUCCGAUAUCUAUCAUCCUAAUGUCAUCAGCUACACUGUGCACCUGUAUCAAUAUUAUUGUAUUUCCCCCCAAUGAAUUUGUUCAAAGGUGGCACCACCACCACCGGCUACUACACGAUGCCAUGCGACUGGACUUUUUCUCAACUAUACUACCGAUUUGUAUAGUCAUGUCAUUUUUCCAUUGUUUUUUGCCGCUUGUCAAAACCACGUUAUUUUUUGCUGCAUUUUUUUUUGUACUCCGUUUUUUUUUUAUAUAGAAAACAAAACGUUGAGGUGUCAAUAAUGACGUGAGGCGCUCACUAUGGCCGGUGAUGGGUCGGUACAUCUGGAGAAUGUCCAUCAAUCAAUAACAAGUUGUUCGAUAUGUUUGAAAAAAAUGACGAAUGAUGUUUAUGCAACUGUAUGUUGUGAAAAACCAGUGCAUUUUGAAUGUUUGGAUAAAUACUUUGAUACAUAUAAAACAUGUUCAUCGUGCAAUGGUAUUCCAAUCAAAUGUUGUUCGAUAUGCCAAGUAAAUUCAACAGAUGAUUCUUUUAAAUCUAAAUGUUGUGGGAAAAGAUUUCAUUAUAAAUGUAUACAGAAGUGUUUUGAUAAAUCCAAAACUUGUCCUCAGUGCAUUCAAUAUUAUGAAAGUUGUUCGAUAUGCCAAGUAAAUUCAACAGAGGAUUCUUUUAAAUCUAAAUGUUGUGGGAAAAUAUUUCAUUAUGAAUGUAUAGAGAACUGUUUUGAUAAAUCCAAAACUUGUCGUCGUUGCAUCCAUUAUUACGAAAAAUGUGAACUAUGUGAGAAUUAUAUUAAUGACGAUGACUUUUAUAAAUUUAGUUGUUGCAAAUAUCAGGUACAUUUAAAAUGUCUUGAAGAUAUUUUUGUAUAUGUCAAAAUGUCUGGCGAGUGUCCAAUAUGUCAUACAAAUUUAAUACCAGAUGUUAAAGGUUGUGGUAAAAAUUGUGGCUGCCGAAAAACAGGACUGAAAUGUUCAAAUAAAAGUGGAAAUUGCAAAGGCCAAUUGUGUUUAAAUUCAAUAGAAAUAGAUAUUGAAUAGGAAGAAGAUUGUACUUUUAUUGAAGAUAUAUUCGAUGAAAAUUUAAAAGAGGACAAUAAAUAAGAAAAUGGAAAAUAAAUUUUAGUACUCAUAUUAAGCGUAAUGUAACUCGAAAAAUAUUUGUUUAAAUGCAAAAUUAACAUACUUAUUUUGUUUAAA
Messenger RNA from Daktulosphaira vitifoliae (grape phylloxera), 1433 nucleotides. RefSeq lists its product as uncharacterized. Bases 534 to 1274 code for a protein of 246 amino acids. The transcript is spliced from 7 exons. The record is from RefSeq and is a predicted model, not a curated record. Lineage: Eukaryota; Metazoa; Arthropoda; Insecta; Hemiptera; Phylloxeridae.